AUGUUAGAAGCCAAAUUUGAAGAAGCCUCCUUAUUUAAAAGAAUUAUUGAUGGUUUUAAAGAUUGUGUCCAAUUAGUUAAUUUCCAAUGUAAACAAGACGGUAUUAUCGCACAAGCUGUUGAUGAUUCUCGUGUUUUAUUAGUUUCAUUAGAAAUUGGUGUUGAAGCUUUCCAAGAAUAUAGAUGUGAUCACCCAAUUACUUUGGGUAUUGACUUAGCAUCCUUGAGUAAGAUCUUACGUUGUGGUAAUAACAACGAUACCUUAACUUUAAUUGCUGAAGAUACCCCAGAUUCUGUAAUGUUAUUAUUUGAAGACACGAAGAAAGACCGUAUUGCUGAAUUCAAUUUAAAAUUAAUGGAUAUUGAUGCUGAUUUCUUAAAGAUUGAAGAAUUAGUUUACGAAUCUACAUUAAAUUUACCAGCAACUGAAUUUGUAAGAGUUGUUCGUGAAUUGGGCCAAUUAAGUGACUCUUUAAAUAUUACUGUUACUAAAGAAACUAUCAAAUUUGCAUGUGAUGGUGAUAUUGGUUCAGGUACCAUUAUUUUAAGACCUUUUAUUAAUAUGGAAAAUCCAUCAGAAUCUAUCAAACUAGAAAUGGACCAACCCGUUGAAUUAACAUUCGGUGCUAAAUAUCUUGCAGACAUCGUUAAAGGUUCAGCUUUAUCUGAUAAAGUUGCUAUCAGAUUAUCAAGUGAAGCACCAGCUUUAUUCCAAUUUGAUUUGAAAGCUGGUUUCCUACAAUUCUUCUUAGCACCAAAAUUCAAUGAUGAAGAAUAG
This is a messenger RNA of Henningerozyma blattae CBS 6284, 777 nucleotides long. It is a transcript of the gene POL30, whose product is annotated as proliferating cell nuclear antigen. Gene Ontology annotation, cellular component: PCNA complex. The record is from RefSeq and is a predicted model, not a curated record. Gene Ontology annotation, molecular function: DNA polymerase processivity factor activity; DNA binding. NCBI's taxonomy places the organism in Eukaryota, Fungi, Ascomycota, Saccharomycetes, Saccharomycetales, Saccharomycetaceae. Gene Ontology annotation, biological process: regulation of DNA replication; leading strand elongation; mismatch repair. The coding region runs from base 1 to 777 and encodes 258 amino acids. The transcript has a single exon.